Messenger RNA from Rotaria socialis, 1314 nucleotides. The record is from the annotation of a GenBank genome assembly. Lineage: Eukaryota; Metazoa; Rotifera; Eurotatoria; Philodinida; Philodinidae.
AUGGAUGAAGACGAGAUGCCAAGGUUUUCUAGCGUUCUUCAGCCAUCAAGUGAUGUCGCUAUUGAAGAAAGCGGUUUACUUGGAACACGUCGUGGUUGGGCAAAUAUAAAUCGGUAUGAAAUCAUCUUUCUAAUUGUUGGUGUAUUAGCUGCAAUAGCUACAGACACUUUAACCAUCAUACGUCUUCUUGAUAUCGAUGAUAAAGAAACAAAUCCUGACUUUGCAUACGGUCUACUUAUUCUCGUUAAUUCAAUAUUUCUUCUACUAUUUCUUUUUACUGGAAUUUGGUAUCAACGUAUUGCUCAUAUUGUAGCUUUCUGUGCCAGUGCCGCUAUGCUUACUAUAUAUGUUAUUGUACACUACAUUGCUCGUAGCAAAGAAAUUGAUACCGAUCAUAGAGCAGCAACAAUUCGUCUUAUUAGAUUGAUUUUUACAAUUGUUUUUAACUGUUGUUUUAUUCCAUUGGCAAUAUUUGUUAUUAAAGAUUAUAGGCGAGAUGAAUUUUCAAAACGAAUUUUUGGCGUUUUUCCUGCAGCACGCCGUCCGCUUAAAAUUUACAAUAUAUUUGAUUGCAUAGUACGUAUUAAUACAAUGCUUUCAAUUUCAACUUUCGUCCUCAAUUUAUACAAUUUUAAUGAUUAUAAAGUAAUCGAUAUAUUUUUACUCAGUUUUGGUAUUCCUUUAGCAUUGGUAUGGUUAAGCAUCGCUAUUGGCAUGGUUCGUCUUGAAAAUUCUAUAUUAGUUGGUAUUUUCUAUCUUAUUUCAUUAUUUCAACCGGCAUUUCUAGUUUUUGCAGCGUAUAGUGCCAUUACACAUUCACCAACUGCCAUAUCAACGACAACAACACUUGCAACGACGAUUUCUACGAUCUCAUCGGUUGCAUCGACAACAGCAAUUACAACAAUGAUGUCCACAGUUUCAUCACUCACAUCUACAACAACACUUGCAACGACGAUGUCUACUAUCUCAUCAGUUGCACCGACAACAACAAUUACAACAAUGAUGUCCACAGCCUCAUUACUUACAUCUACAGAAGCAUUAACAACAAUGAAAGCCAUCGAUCCGGAAAUUGUAACCAUAGGAUUCAAUUAUUUAAAGCUAACAGCAGCAGUCCUUGUGCCUGUACCCAAAGCACUUUACGUGUGCAUAGCAGCAAAUCUUCUUACGCAUAUAUCAUCGAUGAUUUUUGCUUUUAUUUGCAUUCUUAAUUUUCGCAAAGGUCUCAAAGAGAAAAUAUUUAAUAAUCGAUUAGAUAAAUGGUUUCAACAACGUUGGUCCAGCGCUGAAAAGAAAGUUGAUGUAUCAGAGAUUUGA